Molecule: messenger RNA, 1418 nt
Organism: Drosophila subpulchrella
Lineage: Eukaryota; Metazoa; Arthropoda; Insecta; Diptera; Drosophilidae
Product: short-chain dehydrogenase/reductase family 16C member 6
Exons: 7
Coding region: 160-1245 (361 amino acids)
Cellular component (GO): lipid droplet
Molecular function (GO): oxidoreductase activity, acting on the CH-OH group of donors, NAD or NADP as acceptor
Source: RefSeq, a predicted model, not a curated record
UUCAGUCUGCUGCCAGAUCUUCUACGCGUUGGAGUCGCCGCGAGUGCCAUAUAAUUUUUGCUUUGACCGCGAAAAAUUCUGGGCUAAACAAAAUAUUUGUGUAUAUACAUAUACGUAUCCCACAUUUUAGCCAUUUGUGAGUGCAAGAAACUGUGAGUGAUGGUGGAAACGGAGACGACAACCACCAUAACGCGCACCACCACUGCCGUUCCGGCUGGUUCAGUAACGGUAACCGGACCCACCGCCUCGGCCACGCCCACCGCGACUCAGGCGGCUGCGCAGGCGCACCGCAAUGAUGAGACCACCCGGGCCAUCUUCAAUCUGAAAGUCAUCAUCUUCCUGCUCCUGCUGCCUCUGGUUUUGCUGGCCGUCUUCCUGAAGCACCUGUUGGAUUACCUAUUUGCCUUGGGACUCAAGGAGAAGGAUGUCAGUGGAAAAGUGGCGCUGGUGACCGGAGGAGGCAGCGGCCUGGGUCGCGAGAUAUGUCUGGAGCUGGCCCGUCGUGGCUGCAAGCUGGCCGUCGUGGAUGUCAACUCCAAGGGAUGUUACGAAACGGUGGAGUUGUUAUCCAAGAUCCCACGGUGCGUGGCAAAGGCGUAUAAGAACGAUGUCUCCUCGCCUCGCGAACUGCAGCUAAUGGCCGCCAAGGUGGAAAAGGAACUGGGUCCCGUAGAUAUUCUGGUUAACAACGCCUCCCUUAUGCCAAUGACCUCGACACCCACCUUAAAAAGCGAUGAGAUCGACACCAUCCUGCAGCUCAACCUGGGAUCCUACAUUAUGACCACCAAGGAGUUCCUGCCCAAGAUGAUAACCCGCAAAUCAGGUCACCUGGUGGCAGUGAAUGCCCUGGCGGGUCUAGUUCCUCUGCCUGGAGCUGGUAUCUACACGGCCACCAAAUACGGAAUCGAGGGCUUCAUGGAGUCACUGCGGGCUGAACUGCGAUUGUCCGACUGCGACUACGUUCGCACCACGGUGGCCAAUGCCUAUCUGAUGCGAACCAGCGGGGAUCUGCCGCUGCUCAGCGAUGCGGGAAUCGCGAAAAGUUAUCCCGGACUGCCCACGCCAUAUGUGGCCGAGAAGAUUGUCAAGGGAGUGCUUCUGAACGAGCGCAUGGUGUACGUGCCAAAAAUAUUCGCACUCAGUGUAUGGCUGCUCAGACUGCUGCCCACCAAGUGGCAGGAUUACAUGCUGCUCCGCUUCUACCACUUCGAUGUGCGCAGCUCCCACCUGUUUUACUGGAAGUAGGAAAAUCAUCGGGCGAAAAAGGAGUUCCCCCACCCAGCAUACAGCAUUUAAGCGGCGAGCUCUUGUUUGUUUCCCAUUUGCAGUUCUUAAUUCGACUGUUGCUUACGCUAGGUGUACAUGUUUAGCUAUUUAUACGAAACUUUAACUUAAAUUAAAUCUAUAUCCUAACAUUA